UAUUGUUUUUCAUUUACUGCAUUAUGCUUGUAUUUAAUUCAAAAAUGUAUUGCUAAUAAUAAAAAUAAAUAAUAAUAAUAAUAUAGAUAAGGAUAUAUUUUGAGAAACUGCCGUCCAGAUGUUUUAGUUUAUUUUAGUUUGCAUUGAGAACAUGAGCGACCAUGGAGACAAUAUUCCCAACGAUGAAGAACUAAUCAAUGGUGAACAGACCAGUGAUAUGUCUGAAGCAGCCAACGGCUUUAACAGUAGAAUCCUAGUGGUUCUUCUGGAACCUUUGCCUACAGGACCCUCUCUAGUGCCUCCUCAACUCAAUGGCGUCCUUAGAGGUCCGAACUACCAUUUGUCUCAAGUAAAUGGCCUGCAAGUCAAUCGAAACCUUCAGCCGGUGCAGAGUGCCGCAGUGCAGCCUCCCCCUUUAGAAAAUAUGAGAUUACGAAAUAUGAUAUUACGUUCAAGAUACAGGGACCCAAGAGCUGAAAUUCAUCAAACAGAUCCAAGAACUGCUGCAAGAAGGGAGAGCAGGCAGAAUAAUAAUCAAGAUGAUGUUUGUGUAGCAGGUCAAUCCCAGUACAACCCUCGGCCUUAAUUUUUAUGCAUUUCUUUUCAUUAUUUUUGUUAAAACAUGUUCGUUCCUGUGUUCCACGAUUUUAUUAGCUUUUCUUUGAGGGAGGAGGAAGAUUACUUAGAGGAAGAUUGGGGAAAUAUGUUUCUGUCAAUAAACUUCUUUUCUGUUGUAUUAAGUGAAGAAAGAAAAUCUUUAAAACAUUAAAUUAUUAUAUUAUCUAUGUAUUCUUAUUUUUUAUUCUCAUUGGCUAACCUUCCAUUAUUCACAGUUUAUGAUAUGCUAUUCAAUGUGUGUUGUAAAUUAUCUCUGC
Messenger RNA from Sitophilus oryzae (rice weevil), 875 nucleotides. RefSeq lists its product as uncharacterized. The record is from RefSeq and is a predicted model, not a curated record. The coding region runs from base 152 to 586 and encodes 144 amino acids. NCBI's taxonomy places the organism in Eukaryota, Metazoa, Arthropoda, Insecta, Coleoptera, Curculionidae. The transcript has 2 exons.